UUGUAUAGCUCCGACUUAACUACUUUAUGUUAUGAAAUAUUUUCGGGAAAUCUUUUCAAUCGCUCUGCUCCUGUCGGAUGUCGCAAUUGCAAGCGCUAAUUGGUGGAAUUCUUCAGCCUCGUACUUGCAUGGCAGGCCACAGGUGAAAACAGUGAACAAGAAUGGCAUUCGGAUGACCGAGGGUGGUCAUGCGGUCCCUUGGCUGCUAAGGAUAAUUGAUGGUCGAGACUUCGUCUGCGGAGCCUCACACUUAAGUGCCCUUUAUGCCCUCACCUCAGCAAACUGCAUGCAUUUUCAUAGGUCACAGUUGAAGUCGCUGAGUGUAGAGUUGGUAACGGAGAGCUGGCAGGAUAGCCAGGAUAAUUUGAAUGAUCCUCCAAACGCCAAAAUCCGCAGCAUUAUAGUAUCGAAGGAUUGGCGCUGGCCAGGAACAUUUAUGGAUGUAGCCGUCAUACAACUCACCAACCGCCUGCGUGGCAGUCGGAAUGAUUUCGUGAAGCUCUGUACCCAUCCGCUGAGCACCUACAAAAGCCUUUCAGUUGUGUCCUACGGAGCACGACCCACGGCAAACGUACGAACGGAGGAGAUCGAGGUGCUCAACCGAAUGAUCUGCGAUUCGGCGUACGGCAAUUUUCUCCUGCGCGAAACUGUCGCGUGUGCCAAGGAAUUUAAGAGGAGCACGGACUGCAUGUUUAACGCCGGAUGCCCGGUGACUUCUGGCGAUCAACUUUGUGGUAUCGUGGCCUGGGGUCCUGCCUGCAAGAGACCCGGUUUGCCCGGAAUCUUUACCGAUAUCCACCAGGUCAGACGGUUCAUUCUGAAGGUGAUCAGUGAAAAGCACAAGGGCAGCCGCCACCCAAGAACGAAAUGGGCAUCAAAAAAAGUACCCGAGUGGCACUCGGGCCUCUGGCUGAGUCGAUAAUUAUUCAUAUAAAAAUUAUACAAUAAAUGA
Messenger RNA from Drosophila erecta, 952 nucleotides. RefSeq names its product seminase. Gene Ontology annotation, molecular function: serine-type endopeptidase activity. NCBI's taxonomy places the organism in Eukaryota, Metazoa, Arthropoda, Insecta, Diptera, Drosophilidae. The transcript has a single exon. Gene Ontology annotation, biological process: proteolysis. The record is from RefSeq and is a predicted model, not a curated record. The coding region runs from base 32 to 922 and encodes 296 amino acids.